AUGAAGUUGUUUCCAAACUUAUCUCUAGUGUUCUUGGUGUCAAUCUCAAGCUUCAAUUUUGCCAGUUCCGAAUUGGACUGCGCUGCCUUGGAUGAAUUGGAAUCAUGUUUUCUACCCAGAGAUAACUUGACGGUUGCCACCGGACAGUUUAUCUGCCGCGAACGGUGGAACGCUGCCUGGGGUGGCGUCUACGAACAGCCCCUCUGUGUUCCAUCGGGCACUGGAAGAGACGACGAUACCUGCAAGUGCUGUAAUGGUGCUUGUCCGGUCCCUUGCUUUGAGUUGUGCUACAUCGACCGGGACAGGAACGACCGAGGAGUCUUUGUCUACGAUUGGUGGGUGUGGAUCCCUCGUCGGCGUUGCGAAACCAAGGGCAAGUCAUUGCAACUCAAGCAACAGAACCCAGCACGAUGGUCCUGUAUUCCUCCCGAGGGACUAUUCGUCAACCUAUUCAGCUUUAGGAAUGACGAUCACAGCGUUGCUCGAUUCAAUUGGUUCGAUUGA
Messenger RNA from Seminavis robusta, 504 nucleotides. The record is from the annotation of a GenBank genome assembly. Lineage: Eukaryota; Bacillariophyta; Bacillariophyceae; Naviculales; Naviculaceae.